AUGGGGACGCAAUCCUCCACGACGACUCUGUUUGCGCAGAGCAGAGCAGGACAAUCCCCUCCUUGCCUGCCUGGUGAUGCUGUCCCUGAUGGCCCCAGGACAGGGCUGGCCCUGCUGGCUGCCAGGGCACUGCUGGCUCUCAUUCCACUCUCAGAACCUCCAGGUCCCUUUCUGCAGUGCUGCUCUCCAGAUGCUUUCCCCCCAGUCUGUUUGUACAUCCGGAAUUGCUCCAUCCCAGAAAAUUCUAAGCUGAGACAUGUAGAAAAAGAUGUUUUGAUUCCACAAAUAAUGAGGGAUCGAGCCAAGGAGCUGUGUUCAGAUAAGGUGCAAGCAUUUACUAAAUGCUGUCAAGAAACUGGUGUUCUGAUGGUGGUGAAGUGUCGGCAGGAGAACGCAGCACUGAAGGACUGUCUGGUUGGCUACUAUUCUGAUCCAUCAUUCUAUGAAGAAUGCAAAGCAGAAUAUUUGAAGCAAAGAGAAGAGUACAGAGCAACUGGAAUUAAGAAAAAAAGACAGAAGUUUACUCAGAAUGUGUGAUUAAAACUUAAAAUGAACUUUUUUUAUAUGCAAUAUAGAUUUCACUUGAUUUAAACAGACUUAAAUUGUCUGCACCACUCUAUGUGGAGUUUAACUGAAAUACACAAAAUGAGAUUAAUGGAGAAUAAAAUAAUGUCUGAAAUUAAGAGUCAACUUUAAAACUUUUCAUAAUUAAAGAUCUGGAGCAUGCUGUCACAGCUUGCAAGAGAAGUGGCAAAGGUGUGUUCCCCUAUCUAGACUUGAGAUUUUGUUACCAGUGUACAAUUUGGAGUUUAUAAUUCCAGCAUGUCCAUUUGGAAUUUAAAGCCUAUAUCUAGCUGCAUGAGCCAGGCUCCAUAAAAACAUAAGGGUGAAUAAUUUAAGUUGUAUUAACUGGUCACAGAUUGGGUGUACACUGAAGGUGGUCUGUUAGUCAUCACCUGAAGCUGACUGUAUGGAGAUGCCCUUACUAGAAGAGGAGGGUGGCAAAUGUGGAGAAUUACUCAAUGUGAAUUACCCUUUUCAUCAAGAUGUUGUCAGAUGAGAGCCUGGCAGUACUUGUGCCUGCACUGUAACUCAUUUUUAAGUCUACACUGUGACUCACUUUCAAGCCUACAGUGUCAGAAAGGAUGGAUGGAUGCCUUGUGCUUGUGUGUGGCCCUGACUGUCCAUUUCAGCUCUAGGGGAGACAGUAAUCUCAUCCAGACCUUCCUUGAGAACAGGGAAUGAGCUGCCAUGCUUCAGGAGUCAGAGAGUGACCAAACUUGCAAAAUUAUCCCAGGUAGAGGUGAGAAAAGAACGAAACCAGGCACAGAAGAUGCAGAUCACUUUGCAGGAACUAAGCAGGUCCCUAAUUUAAAAAGAGCAUACAAACAUUCUUUUGUGUACUGAUACUUGAAGCUGCUUAAUUGUAGUUAAUUAAUUAAAUUAUUAAAAAAUUAAUUGUAAUUGCUUAAAUGACUUCACUUAUGGCUUCACUUGGUGAUACUAAUAGAAAGUUUUAGAAACUAUCUUGGAGUAUCAUCCAAACAUUCUGAAAUAAAAUGAAAUUGUUUAAAAGCAAUGAAAGGCUGCACUUACACUUGGUAACUUUAAUGCUCUGAUUAAAUUUAAAAAAGUAAUUUUCUGAGUAAGGAAUAGGAUUUGAUACUUAUCCAUUAGAAGAGGCAACAUUUUACUUGUUUAUUUUAAUACUGCUUCACCACAAACAGUGUUCCUCUGUUCAGGGAGGCAACUCUGACACAUGUAUAUGAAGGACUUAAUUCUGCAGAUCAGUCAUUGCCCUUUAUUCUGUGCCUGUUACUGGAAUAAUCAUUAAUAAUGUUGCUGCAGUAGAUUGGGUGCAGGACUGGACUUGUGAGGGACAAACUGAAAAGAUGUGCAGCAUUCUGCCUUGUAAGGCAAACUUAAAUGGCACUCAGCUCUAAAAGUAACCACCUUGAAACAGCUUAUGUGGAACAGUGUCCUACACGUGUUCUCAGCUUCUUAUCUCAAGCGUUUUGGAAAACCAAAAUUUUCCUAAUAAGUUGUUUUGCUGUAUGUAUUUUUAAAAGGAGGAAAUUUAAAUUAGAUUGUGUUUCUAAUGACAGUGACUGUUCUUCUGUCCCACUAUGAAAAUCUGCUCUAUUUUCAACCUGUGGAAAGCCAGCAGGAAUUGACCCUUGGAUCAUGCAUCAGCUUCCUCUAUAAUAGACCUCAGGCCUUAUUUCAUGUGAUGUUCCCUAGCUUUGAAUUCUUGGUUUCACACCUUUCAUUUUCUUAGUAUCUUGUGCAUAUCCUGUACUUGAAUUGCAUUUACAUCUUUUAUUUAAAGUUUAAAUGAAAGAAUGAGUACCAUGACAUGACAAACUCAUACCACUGAAUUACUUUUGGUUUUGGUUUUGUCUCAGCCAUAAACUCUCCUUCCUACUGAGGUUAACUGGAGGCAGCCCUGGAUUCUAAUCAGUGUAAGAAAACACAGCACAGGGGCCUAUCUGUCCUCUUCAGAGCACUUGGCAGGCACCCAAGACACCCCCAUUUUUCACUGGAGGCUGUAUUAAAGGUCUCUUCAAACUCCUGAGGGGAGCCCCCUACAAAUGGAAGAUAUGAGAGGAAAGAAGGAGAAGGUGUCACUUACUGAUUUAGAAGUUUGCCUUCAGACACUAAAACCCAAACUCAGAGGGAAUCUGAGGGGCAAUUUGUAAUGCACAGAUUUUUUAAAGGGCAGUGGAACAGCCACUGCAGUCUGAGACAGCACCCAGAAAUUAACAUGCAAGCCAGAAACCCAUUCUGCUCCACAUUUGGCACAGCCAUAUUCCUCCUCAGGUAAUUCCUGUAGGAAAUUCCUCUGUCCUGUUCACUCUGCUGAUCAAGAAAUGGUCAAAUACACUUGCACUGUAAGUGAUCCACCUAGGUAAAAAUUGGUUCAGUAACAGUAAGCACCUGGGUGUUUCUUGCAUGUUUCUCCCUAGAUCAAACAGCCAUACUCAAACAUAAUCAUCUUACCACUUUGAUUACUGUAUCUUAAUGUUUGACUUGCUCUUUUCCAUCUUAAAAUACAAUUAAAUUAAUUUUGCUGGACAGUUAC
Molecule: messenger RNA, 3082 nt
Organism: Zonotrichia albicollis (white-throated sparrow)
Lineage: Eukaryota; Metazoa; Chordata; Aves; Passeriformes; Passerellidae
Source: RefSeq, a predicted model, not a curated record